AUGGGUCUCUCUCAGGAGCUCAGUGAAUUCAAUUGUGGUACCGUGAUAGGUUGCCACCUGUGUAAUAAGUCAAUCUGUGACAUUUCCUUGCUACUAAAUAUUCCACAGUCAACUGUUAGUGGUAUUAUAACAAAGUGGAAGCAACUGGGAACAAUAGCAACUCAUUCACAACGUGGUAGACCAAGUAAAAUGACAGAGCGGUGUCAGUGCUUGCUGAAGAGCACAGUGCGCAGAAGGGUUGGCCUUAAGGCAUCAGCAUACCAAGACAUUUUGGACAAUUUCAUGCAUCCAACUUUGUGGAAACAGUUGGGGAUGGCCCCU
Molecule: messenger RNA, 321 nt
Organism: Staurois parvus
Lineage: Eukaryota; Metazoa; Chordata; Amphibia; Anura; Ranidae
Source: the annotation of a GenBank genome assembly